Saccostrea cuccullata (small rock oyster) is the source of this 2304-nucleotide messenger RNA. RefSeq lists its product as uncharacterized. The transcript has 3 exons. The record is from RefSeq and is a predicted model, not a curated record. The coding region runs from base 1 to 2070 and encodes 689 amino acids. Lineage: Eukaryota; Metazoa; Mollusca; Bivalvia; Ostreida; Ostreidae.
AUGUCGGGUAAAUUGAGACCCUACUCAUGUGUAACUUGUCACAAGCGGAUUAAGAAAAGUGAGAGGCGGCCUGUCACGGGCAGUCAGAACAAAGCUCUGCGACAGUUUUUGUCUAAAACAUUUGUGACUGAUUUGUGUGAUGCAGAUGUGGUGUGUAACAAAUGUAGACAGCUAUACUAUUCGUCAAAGCAAUCAGAAGCUAUUGUCAGUAAUGAAAUAGGAAAAGAGAAUGCUAAUCCUAAAGGUCCACAAGAAUCUAGUGAGUCGUGUAUUUCGUUGCCAAUACCAUCCACGGGAUACAGACAUGAUGCCUGUGCUAUCUGCAGUAAGAAACCUCGGAAACUUGUUGUCGUAUCUGAACAAUCACGCCAUGAGCUGUUCAUGCAUACCGGUGUACUUCUUACGGAAGGAUCAAGAUGCUGCUCAAGACACGUUUCAGACAGGCAUUUAACGGCAGAGACGGUGAACAGCGGCGUUUCCUCCAAGACGAGGAAUCACACAACCUUCAAUAAUGAAGAAGUUUGUCACCUUCUAGAGAGCGUGCGACAGCUUGCCAAAAGAAAAGAUUCCACACGCAUUGAUUUUGACAACGACUCAUCACUGACAGACGAGGACUAUAGAAAUCUUACAGGUCUUACUCGGUCCGAGUUUGACGAUUUGAUGAGCAACAUUAAAGAAAUCAGGCAGUCAAAAUCCAGAAGCACCAGGACAUGCGUUGCCAUAUUACUUGUAAAGUUAAAGUGUGCUCUUGACAACAAGAUGUUGGCAACGAUGUUUAACAUGAAAAAGUGGCAGGUACGUAGAGCUGUUUCAUCUGCAAGGAAAGCUUUAAUGUCCGACUUUGUACCGCAUAAUUUAGGAUUUGGGCACAUUUCCCGAGAGGAAGUUAUAGGGCAGCACACACGUCCACUGGCACAGGAAUUAUUUUCCAACGGACUGACUGAGACUCCCCAAGCAUUGCUUGUUUUAGACGGGACUUAUAUUUAUAUUCAAAAAUCCAACAACUUCAGCUUUUCUCGACGUUCUUACAGUCUUCACAAGCACAGACCGCUCAUCAAACCAAUGAUGAUAGUCACUACUUCCGGGUAUAUUGUAUCAGUCCUCGGUCCCUACUUGGCGGACACUAAGAACAAUGACGCUGGAAUCCUGAAUAAUAUGAUUCAAAGAAACGUCGAAGAGAUGACAGACUGGGUCAAAGAAGGGGACACUUUUAUUGUUGAUCGGGGAUUUAGAGACAGUUCCAGUGUUCUCGCUGAUCUUGGUAUAAGGAUGGAAAUGCCAUGUUUUUUAGCGAAGGGUUCAAAACAGCACAGCACAGAGGAAUCAAACUGCUCUAGACUGAUUACUAAGGUGCGAUGGGUCGUGGAAUCCGCCAAUGGUAGACUCAAAAGAUGGCGCUACCUGGACAGAACUGUUCCGAACACGCAGAUUCCCUACGUAGGAGAUUAUGUACGGAUUAUUUCUGCAAUCUGUAAUAAAUACAAACCACCACUCAGUUCUGGAGAAGCAGAUGAAGAUCUUGCCACCGCGUAUAAGAUGCUUCACCUUUCUCGCCAGCCAAAUGCUCUUCGUUUACUGGUGGAAUCCGAGGGAAUGGACCAAAGGUCAUAUCCGUGGACGAAGAUUGAUGCCACCGAUGUUGCCCCAGACUUUCCCCGGCUGUCUGAGGAGGAAAUCCGCGAGCUCACUCUCGGGACAUACCAGGUUAAACUGGCCAGAUCUUAUGCGAAUGAACACCUGAACGAGGACGGGAGCUAUGAGAUACAUAUCAAUGAGGACAUCGAGAACAUAGUUAGUGCGAAAAUUCAAAGUCGUCAUGUGUCAGCAAAAAGGUACCUCUGCUGGAUUCAGCACAGUAACGGGGUGAUACAGACAUGGUACUGUAAAUGCAAAGCUGGAUCUCGCGUGGUGGGAUGCUGCGCUCAUAUCACCAGCGUCGUAUGGUAUUUAUCGUAUGCAAGAUAUCAAGAAAAACCUGUUAUGGGCGUGCGGGACUGGGCAGAGUACUUGGAGGACGCUGCUCGUGUCAUUGAUGCGACAGACAGUGAAGACAGUGAAACUGAAGAGUAAAACUUUCAAGUAGAGUCAUUGUUAUUGAUUCCGAUGAACAUCGAUUAUACUAGUCACUGUUUUUUAUAAAUAUGGAAGUAUAGUCGUGUUAUAGUUGAUCAACCUAAGGGUAUAUUUAUUUCCGGAGUAUAUGUAAAGCGAUGAUUCUUAACUUGUGUGGACAAACGUUACAUCUGUUUAUUAUUUGAUAUUUCUUAUUUCAAGGGGACGAACAAUUAGACUGUCGGGGGUAGA